Myxocyprinus asiaticus (Chinese sucker) is the source of this 5477-nucleotide messenger RNA. RefSeq names its product serine-rich adhesin for platelets-like. The transcript is spliced from 6 exons. The record is from RefSeq and is a predicted model, not a curated record. The coding region runs from base 887 to 2695 and encodes 602 amino acids. NCBI's taxonomy places the organism in Eukaryota, Metazoa, Chordata, Actinopteri, Cypriniformes, Catostomidae.
GAAAAGUUAAGCUCAACGAACAGCAUUUGUGCCAUAAUAUUGAUUUUCACAAAAAAAAAAAAAAAGAAGAAGAAUUUUCAGCUUGUCCCUUGUUUAUUUUAAAAAAGAAAAGCCAAAAUCAGGGUUACAGUGAGGCACUUACUAUGGAAGUGAAUGGGGCCAAUCCGUAAACAUUAAAAUACACAGUUUACAAUACACAAGUAUAGCCACAACACAUUUAUGUGCAUUAAUAUCGAUUCUAGUGUGAUAAAAUAGCUUACCAACUUCGUUGCCAUGAUGAGGCAACACCGUUAAACCCUGUAAGCAAUUUUAUCACACUAAAAUCAUGUUAACACAUUUAAUGUUUACAUCUUGUGGCUAUAUUUUUUAAACAACGUGUAUUUCAGUGUUUACGGAUUAAGUGCCUCACUGUAACCCAGACUUUUAAAUAAACAAGGGGCGAGUCAGAUAUAUACAGUAUAUUUUUUUGGAAAUCAACAUUAUGCAACAAAUGUUGUCAGUCGAGCUGAACUUUAACUGAACCCGGAAUAUUCCUUUAAGUUAUUUUGGAUGUGAAAACUGUGGUUUCCUCUUGAAUGCAUAGUGCUGUAAUGUUUGGCUUUAUUUUAUGUUAAUUUAGAGUCCACCAAAUGCUGCUAUUUAUCUGGAGACCUGAUAUUAAAGAACCAAUAACCCAUUUAGUAGAAGAUUUUUUAAUGGAGGGAAAAAUAUUGGUCAAACCAGUUAUUAUCAUAAAUCAAAUUAUAAUAAACCAGUCUAUCUCUAACCAAAUUAUGCCUGUGUGCCUCCAGACUCCAAAUUUGACAUAUGUUUUUGAAAUUAUGCUACAGCACACACAUUUCAGAUCUGUCUUCUUCAAGCUUAAUGCCCAAGUGACGGAUACGCCAUGUCAAAUGGUGCAACACUCCAAAGUCUCCUGUUGGCUGCGCUGUGUCUAUCAAGCUGGGCCGCUCCAUUAGAGAGCACCGUCACAUUGGAUGGCACGUGCUGCGAUGGACAACAGCUAAGGAUGCUUGAGAACCAAAGAGAAGAUAAGGGGACAAGACCUCUACAAAAGGACAACAGAAAAUGGGAAUCAGUUACGUCAUCAUCUUCAUCAUCUCAUCUCCCAUCAUCGGUGUCAGACUCAAGCGAUAAUUCAUUCAGCCGUUCCCCAAUCACCGCCAACACAUCUCUGACCAUUACCAGUGUAGACACAUUCAGACAAUCCAACACUGACCUCCAUACAGGUGUGAUCUCCACUAAACUACCACAGUCAUCUUCUCCAGAUGGUCCUGGAAGCGUUGAGGAGGAAGCAGUUGUAAACAGCAGUGCUCGAGAAGGGUUGGGCAGAGUGACAGCUGUUGGAAAUGAGGACAGACAGUCAGGGGUGGGUGAGCGAGCAGUCUGGUCUUACGCUCGAUAUCAGAAACACUCUGUAGACGAGCAGCAGAGCUCAACGAUUCCGGCCUCAAGACAAUCGGUUGUGGAUCAUUUGCUGGUGACUACAGAUGGGGUGUCUGUCACACAGGCUACGGCAACCUCUUCUACCAUUGAUCUAGAGAGAGAUGAGCCCGUUAGAUUAAUCUCAGAGUAUGUUGAAGCAUCUAACAGGUCGUCUGCAUUUACAAAAGGAAAGAGUGGGAACAUCCAGCCAGGAGGUUUAGAUGAUAAGGGGACGGUGACACCACAAACUAGAACUCCUCUACAGAAGGACGACAUAAGAUGGAUCACCGAAACUCCUUCAGACCCAACCGAUGGUUCAUUCUGGUUCUCUCCAUUGACCACUAACCCAACCACACCAGAAACAUCUUUAACCAUUACCAGUGGAGACUCGCUGGGUGGGUUAGAUCUCCAGGAGAACACACCUGUGUCUGGACUCCGUCAGCUGGAUCUGACCUUUAGCUCCAGAUUAGUGGAUCCUUCUGAUACCUGGACAGAGCCAGUUCACCUGCAGGGAGAGGAAGUGAGUGUUCUUUCCUCAUCUCAGGAGGUGGCUACAGAGGCGACCAUGUCCUCUGAAGAUCUGCCGCUGAUAUUUGAGCCGUUUGAGGAUGCCUCAGCACCGGUGUCCGAACCGUCUGUCGCCAUGGCAGCAACAGCUGUAACCGUGGGAGACCCAGAGCUUGAGAAAAUGAUGUCUAUGGAUACAGGCCACGCCUCUGAUGCCACUCUCUCAGGAGUGCUGAAUUGGCCGCCAACAUGGCAGACGUCUGGAGAUCAAAAAUCUGAUGCCGUCAGUCCAUCAAAUAUGCUGGUCAGCGGUCCAGUCACAGAAUCUGAUGAGCCAAAAGAGCAUGAUGAAAACACACAGAAGGAGACUGAUGAAGACGAGGAAGUUGAGGAGAUGAAUUCUGAUGAAGAGGAGGAAGAGAGUGAAGAGGACCUGACAGAAACCUCCAUCUCAACCCCCACACGCGCCUCCUACAGCCUCAUACCUCCUCCUCCAGUCUGGGUGCAGCGGAACCAGGGACUGGUGCGGAGCUGGGUUGAACUUAUAAGAGAAAAGGCCGGCUAUGUGUCUGGUAUGUUGGCACCGGUUGGCAUCGGAAUAGCUGGUGCUCUUCUGUUGGUUGGCGCUCUGUACAGUAUCAGAGUGAUUCAUCACAAACGGAGAGACAACUUUAAACAUCAGAGGAGGAAGCCGCCCAGAGAAAUUCGGAGCGGGCCUGACAAUGCAAUGCUUCUGGCUGACAGCUCAGAGGAUGAAUUCUGAUGAAGACACACAAACAUCACUGCGAAAGGCAUUUAGAAACCGUAUGUGCUUCAGCCCAGAUACAAACAGCUGUGGUUUGUAGAUUCACUGCUUGCCACACAAAUAGUGCCGCAGCACAUCAGUAUAUACUGUUGGCCUACAGUAAAUACAUUAAACAUUAUACACUGAACAUUACAACUGCAAAACUGCACUUAUUAAUUAAUUAAUAGUUUUAAAUGUUCAAAAAUAUACAUACUUGACUGUUGUUUAUUCAUGCCACAUUUUAUGAAGGCAUUUAAACUCAUGCCCUAGAACAUAUUAAAGGAAUAUUCCGGGUUCAGUACAAGUUCAGCUCAAUCGACAGCAUUUGUGGCAUAAUGUUGAUUACAACAAAAAAAUGCAUUUCGACUCGUCCCUCCUUUUCUUCAAAUCUGUGUUCCAGUGAGACACUUACAAUGGAAGUCAAUGGGGUCAAUAAUCUGUAAACAUUAAAAUACUCACUGUUUCAAAAGUAUAGACACAAGACGUAAACAAUAUGUGUGUUAACAUGAUUUUACUGUGAUUAAAUCACUUACUGACCACAUCUGUUGAAAGAUAUAGACAAUUUUACAACUUUGUUGCCAUGACGACGUAACGCUGUAAACCCUAAAACGACUGUAAGAACGACAAUUUAAAUAACUUUACAGCUGAAAUAAUACAUUCGUUUUAACAGAAUUAAUGUAAGUGUUUUUAUAAAAUUAUAAGCGUCACAUUUCUGUCUUUAAACCUCCAAAAAUUGACCCCAUUGACUUCCAUUGUAAGUGUCUCACUGGAACACAGAUUUAAAGAAAAGGAGGAACAAGUCAAAAUUAAUUUGUGGUAAUCAACAUUAUGUCACAAAUGCUGCUGAUUGAACUGAACUUGUAUUAAACCCGGAAUAUUCCUUAAACAUGUGUGUCAACAUUUUCUGCAAGUUACUCAGCCUGCUUUGGUGUAAUAUCUUUGAAACUAUUAAACACCAGGCAUGUUAUAAUUCAAUUUAUCUCAGUGUUUCUCAAACUGUAGUACACAGACUAUGGAAAUUUACAAUACUUAUACACUGUUGGCCAAAAGUUUGGAAUAAUGUUCAGAUUUCGCUGUUUUGGAAGGAAAUUGGUACUUUAAUUCAACUGAUCACAAAGUAUAGUCAGGACAUUACUGAUGUAAAAAACAGCACCAUCACUAUUUGAAAAAAGUCAUUUUUGAUCAAAUCUAGACAGCAGCCAUCACUCCAACACCUUAUCCUUGAGUAAUCAUGAUAAAUUGAUCAUUUGGUACUAGAAAAUCACUUGCCAUUAUAUCAAACACAGCUGAAAGAUAUUUGGAUCGUUAAAUGAAGAUUAACAUUGUCUUUGUGUUUGUUUUUGAGUUGCCACAGUAUGCAAUAGACUGGCAUGUCUUAAGAUUAGAUCAAAAAUGGCACAAAAGAAACAGCUUUCUCUAGAAACUCAUCAGUCAAUCAUUGUUUUGAGGAAUGAAGGCUAUACAAUGCUUGAAAGAGAUUUCAUACAAAGGUGUACACUACAGUCUUCAAAGACAAAGGACAACUGACUCUAACAAGGACAGAAAGAGAUGUGGAAGACCAGAUGUACAACUAAACAAGAGGAUAAGUACAUCAGAGUCUCUAGUUUGAGAAAUAGACGCCUCACAUGUCCUCAGCUGACAGCUUCAUUGAAUUCUACCCGCUCAACACCAGUUUCAUGUACAACAGUAAAGAGAAGACUCAGGGGUGCAGGCCUUAUGGGAAGAAUUGCAAAGAAAAAGCCACUUUUGAAACAGAAAAACAAAAAGAAAAGGUUCGAGUGGGCAAAGAAACACAGACAUUGGACAACAGAUAAUUGGAAAAGAGUGUUAUGGAUCUUAACCCCAUUGAGCUUUUGUGGGAUCAGCUAGACUGUAAGGUGCGUGAGAAGUGCCCGACAAGACAGUCACAUCUAUGGCAAGUGCUACAGGAAGUGUGGGGUGAAAUGUCACCUGAGUAUCUGGACAAACUGACAGCUAGAAUAACAAGGAUCUGCAAAGCUGUCAUUGCUGCACGUGGAGGAUUUUUUCAUGAGAACACUUUGAAGUAGUUUAAGAAGUUCUGAACAUGUUUUUCAAAUUGUAAUAGUAAUUUAUCACAUUAUUAAUGUCCUGACUAUAUAUUGUGAUCAGUUGAAUGCCACUUUGGUGAAUAAAAGUACCAAUUUCUUUCCAUAAGAGCAAAAUCUGUACAUUAUUCCAAACUUUUCACCGCCAGUGUGUGUAUGUAUAUAUAUAUAUACUGUAUAAAUACUCUCAGAUCAGCUUUGCAACAUUAUAAACAUUUCAAAUAAUAUUUUUUAUUUAUCUGAGCUACAUUACAUCUAAUAUUAAAUGUAAAAUGCACCACUGAUGCUUCUUUUAAAUGUCAUUAUAUGGGGGAAAAUUCAAUCUCUACUCACAAAACAUCAUGAAAUGUUCAUGUACUGUAUAUACAGUCUGUAGGAUGUUUUCACUGUAAAUAUAUAAUUGUCACAAUGCCAAAUGUUUUAAUUUUGUUAUGACAAUCAGACAAUGUGCAGUUCAAAAUGAACUCUUUACAUGUGCCUCUGUAAUGUGAAUCUUGUUUUAAUUAAUUAUAUAUCUGAACUCUAAUUGGAAAUAGUUUAUAUUGUUAUGGUAUUUUUGAUUAAUUGCAUUUUAAAAAUAUUUUUGUCAAAGUUGUGAAAUAGAUCUUGACCCUAAAAGGGUGUUCAGUAUCCUAUACAGAGACAUGUGAAACCAUGAAAUAAUUCACAGUACAUCACUGUAAAUAAAACAAAAA